This is a messenger RNA of Neltuma alba, 621 nucleotides long. RefSeq lists its product as uncharacterized. Lineage: Eukaryota; Viridiplantae; Streptophyta; Magnoliopsida; Fabales; Fabaceae. The record is from RefSeq and is a predicted model, not a curated record. The transcript has 3 exons. Bases 1 to 621 code for a protein of 206 amino acids.
AUGGGAGAGUGGGGGAGGGGAAAUGGAAGGAGAAACAGUGAAGGUGAAGUUAAAUACGGUGGAGGGAGUGUGAGAGCAAGCAGCAUAAAAGAAGGGAUAACACUGGAGGAAUUAAGAGGAACAAUAUCACAGUUGGUACACAAUGAUGCUAAAGGGUGCGAAAUUAAGUACACGGUUAAGUUUGCUGAGGGCACACUGGUUGAUCUUUAUGAUGAAGGUGAUAUUUGCAAUAUGUUUAGAUAUAACGAUAGCAGUGCUCAUUUGUAUGUAGCAGCGAAAGGGAACCAGAAGGAAGGUGGAGCAGUGAAUGAUGGAGAAAUGGGUGAGAAUUUGUUUGGGCUGUCGGGAGAAAUGACUGAAGGUGUGGUGAACCUUGGUGAUAACUAUGAACCACUCAUUGUUGACUAUGGUGCUGAAUGCCUAACGUAUGAAGGAGGGGGUUUAAGUCAGACAAACUUCAGUGACGGUUCAGGGAGUGAAGGGACAUUGAGGGGUAAUUUGAAUUGCAUGAAAUGGGUUGGAGUUUUUGCAGGAGUGGGGCAAUAUAUUCCACAUGCCCAAGCUUUUAGGGAGGCUGUGUACAGGUUAGUAUUGCACAAAAGUUUGCAACGACAUAUGUGA